CAUCAUGGCGACCCCGUGGCCCCAGGACGAAAUCUGGCCCACUGAUUACCGAGAGCACGCCACAAAUUUGAGCAAAUAUCUCCAAAAGGCACUGUCAGCCAUCGACAACGGCGAUGGUCUACCCGUUGCAUCCCGAGGAGUUCGAGUUGCCCUCAUUGGGGCUCUCACCCUCAUCGUCAAAAUGCAGAGCACGCCCGAUCUUGGUCACGUCUACGAAGCAGUGAAAAUCGGCCAAGUCGAAACAAAAGCCGCAGCUGAAAGCCUAGCGCAUCACGUCAACAGCCUCAAAAAUGAGCUCAACGAAACAAACACCAAAGCUCAACAAACCAUGGAAGUAGUUCAACGUAAUUCAGAAAUUGCAAUGGACGCAAAAACGGCCGCGAAAGAAGCCACGGAAAUCGGUAAAGCAACAAUGAAAAUGAUCAGAGACAUGAAGCUCGUAAGCCAGCAGAACCAAGCCAACGCCAUGCCUACCUACGCCAACGUGAUGGCGAGGGGAGGGCUGGCGACAAGCAUACAUAACCCACAGAACCAGAAAGCAUCACCUGUCCAGACCGUACGCGAGAUCAUCAUCAACAUCAGAGACCCUGUCACUAUAGCCAACAUCAGAGCGAUGAGUCCCCGUAGCCUCAAGUCACAUGUAGACCUCGCAAUCGCACAAAGCAGCAACGAACACAUAGAGAAGAUCAAGGUAGUAUCCUCCAAUCAGCUCAGGAGCGGUGACUUGAGCAUCAAGACGGCCACUUCAUCGGACAUGGUAGCGCUUAGACAGUUUGCAGAAGACUGGGAACAAAGGAUCGGAAACGGUGCCACUGUAUGCAUUCCGACGUAUGGUGUCUUGGUACAUGGUGUACGCACUAGUUCGAUGGAUAUGGAUAACUUCGAACUCAUUAGAGAUAGGUUAUUACAGGAUAAUAAGCCUUUCAUACCAACUGCGGAGAUCAAGUACAUAGGCUGGCUAACGAGAUCUUCGUCCUCUAAAUCAGCAUCUUCGGUCGUGGUCGAGUUCACACGACCAGAAGAUGCGAAUAAAGUUAUUAAUGAGGGCCUCAUUUGGCAAGGCAAGGUGUUCCAAUGCGAACUCUAUGACAGACAGUGCCGCGUAAGACAAUGCUUCCAGUGUCACAAAUAUGGCCACAUAGGAACCCAGUGCAAGGCAACAAUAACAUGCGGCUACUGCGCGCAAGAGCAUCCUACCCGGGAUUGCCCAACCAAGAGCGAUAGGGACGCACCACGGAAAUGAAGCAGGAGGUCAAUAAGGCCAAAGCGGCCUCUAAACUGCGGCCCAGAUAUCAUCUAGAGCUAGAAAGCUUCGUCACCAGGAUAUCUACCGGAACCAGAACGCGGGAGCAGCAAAACAACACCAACACAAUCACCAGGACAGGACGACCUAUUUUGGAAUCAGGCCGACCCCAGGACGCCAGUUCGACCCGGAGCAGGUCGCCUACCAAGAGGCUACAGAAAAGAGCGAACCCUGGCAGUGACCAGGUGGCGUCAGAUAAUCCCGAUAACAAGAUCGUCGUAAACAUGGGGAGCCAGCGGCCAAGACAAACGGCAGCCGCUUCCAGGAGGGUCUUGGAAGCACUAGACGUCAACAGACAAACCACACAGCAUGGUCAACAGAUGGAAAUCGACGACCAAGAAUAUUAACACAAAAUACUCUUACAAUACUACAGUACAACGUCAGAAAAUCCAAAGACACAGUCAUGGCCACGCUCUUACAAGAUCCCUACAUAGGACGAUACAACAUCCUCGCUAUCCAGGAGCCUUGGAAGAACCCAUUCGACACGACAACUCACCACCCAGCCAAGGAUCAAUUUCACCUAUGCUACCCAGACAAAGACCAAACCCUUCCAGCCAGGGUCUGCUUUUUCAUCAACAAGAGACUCGAUCACUCCAGGUGGCACUUUGAAGAGGCAAACAGAGAUCUCGGCUCACUAAACCUAAGACUUGGAACAGAAGAAGAGCAACGGAUUAUGGUUCACAAUGUCUACAACCCGACACAAACCGCAACCGAAAGAGGGAGCACGCUACCCCUUCUCGGCAAAGCACUGGAACAAUCAUCCCAACAUGAACAGAUCAUCAUUGGCGACUUCAAUCUACAC
Molecule: messenger RNA, 2105 nt
Organism: Fusarium odoratissimum NRRL 54006
Lineage: Eukaryota; Fungi; Ascomycota; Sordariomycetes; Hypocreales; Nectriaceae
Exons: 2
Coding region: 5-1243 (412 amino acids)
Molecular function (GO): zinc ion binding; nucleic acid binding
Source: RefSeq, a predicted model, not a curated record